AUGGUUGACUUAUUGUUCUCUACGACUCAAACAGUUGGGGCUGCUAUGAAUGUUGGGCAGCAGAUGCCAACAGCAGCACUGGUCCUUCCCCCUGCAGAACGUUGUGUCAAAUGUUCUGCAGUUAGGUUCUUCUACGAACCGCCUGGGUUCUGUUGUUCAGACGGUGACGUUGAAAUUGCAUCCAAUUCGUUCCCAUCAGAGCUCAUUAGGCUGUUUACUUCACAGGACGAUGAUGCUGUACACUUUAGAACAUAUUCGCGUCUAUACAAUAACCUCUUUGCAUUUAGCUCUCUCGGUGGCAAUUUUGAUUCAUGCACUCAAAAAGGCAUUUAUGUAUUCAAAUUACAUGGCCAAAUCUACCAUUUCAUACCUAAUCUAUUGCCAAAUGACCAUAAGCCUCAAUUCUUACAACUGUACUUCUAUGAUGCGCAACACGAAUCAGAAAACCGUUUGAGGCUUUUCCCUGAAUUGAGGCCUGACGUGAUAGCUAUCUUGAUGGAUAUCAUGCAGUACAAUCCAUAUGCAAAAUUUUUCAGAUCCCUGCGCGAGCUAGACGUUGUAGAGCACACGGAAAUACACCUAAAUAAGGAUCCCGUCCUUGACCAGCGUGUUUACAAUGCCCCAACUGCUGAAGAGGUCGCUGUCAUAUGGGCUGAAGAUUCAGCAACCAGUGCAACUGGUGGACCACACAUUAUUGUCCACGGCAAGGCAGAACGUGAACACAGGAUCAUGCACUACUACGGGUGCUAUGAUCCAUUACAAUAUCCCCUACUUCGCCCUUAUGGUGAUUGUGGGUGGCACCACGGGCUAAAAAAAAAGAAGAGCGGUCGCCGUAGGCAAAAUACUCCUGCUGAGCUGAGUAUCGCUUCUGCAUUGGCCGACGAUGUUUAUGACCUCUUAUCCGCUGAAGCUGCUGUUGCAACGCAGGUUAGAACAAGCCGGACCCAAAUUUCUUGUAGAGCAUACUACGCAUACGUCCUACAAAUGCGGCCUGGGAACUACAUUUUGCGAGCGUGCCGCUUGUUCCAACAAUUCAUCGUUGAUAUGUAUGUUAAGCUUGAAAACACACGCUUGGAUUUCUUCAGGAACAACCAAUCAACAAUUAGGGCAGAAUUGUAUCAAGGCAUCUUAGACUGCUUUGAUGGUGGUGAGAAUAGCGGUGCAAAUGUCGGGCAUAGGGUCAUCCUGCCGCCCACUUUCCUUGGCGGGCCCCGUGACAUGAAACGGCGCUACUUAAAUGCCAUAGCUCUUGUGCAACGCUAUGGCAAACCAGACCUAUUUGUUACAAUGACAUGCAAUCCAAAUUGGCCUGAAAUUAAAGAACACCUUGCUCCGGGUGAGCAAGCUCAGCACCGGCCAGAUUUAGUUGCUCGCGUUUUCCGUGCAAAACUAAUCGCAUUGAAAAAACUGAUAGUUGAGGACAGUGUGUUAGGGGAAAUUGCAGCAUAUACAUAUGUUGUUGAAUUUCAAAAGCGGGGAUUACCGCAUGCACAUCUAUUGCUAAUUAUGAAGCCAUCUUACAAAGUUAAAGAACCUAAUGUAUUUGACAAGUUUAUAAGUGCUGAAAUUCCUGAUGAGAGCAACCCUCACUUGCGCAAAAUAAUUUUAAGCCACAUGAUGCAUGGCCCAUGUGGCGCAGCAAACCCUGAAUGCCCUUGCAUGAAACACAAAAGCAGCCCAGGAGUAUGCAAGUAUGGGUAUCCAAAGACAUUCCAAGAAGAAACAAGUACGCAUGAGAAUGGCUUUCCGCUUUAUAGGCGGAGAAAUGAUGGUCAGAAUCCCAUUAUUCGCAAGUUUGCAAUGGAUAACAGAUGGGUUAUUCCAUACAACCCUUACCUCUCUGCUCUUUUUGAUUGUCACUUGAAUGUUGAAGUUUGCUCAACCAUCCAAGCAGUGAAGUACAUAUACAAGUAUGUUUACAAAGGGCAUGACAAAAUAUCUUUUGCUGUUUCGGCUCAGCAAGACCCCAAACCAGUUGAUGAAAUCCAACAGUUUCAAACCGGACGAUGGAUUCAUUUGCCUAAUGCGCAAACAGUCCAGUUCAAACCGCAAGAACAACUUGCUGGCAUUGUAGCAGAUGAUACACGAACGCGCACGUCUCUCACUGAGUUUUUCAAGAUGAAUGCAACUCACGAUGAUGCAUCACAGUUCUUGUACUCAGAGUUCCCAGAACAUUAUGUCUGGACUGCCUCUGCAAAGACAUGGACUAAAAGAGUUCAAAAAAAAAUUGUUGUUGGCCGCUUAACAUUUGUUGUGCCUGCGGAGGGUGAGCGGUAUUUCCUCCGCCUCUUGCUGACCCAUGUACGUGGGCCUAAGUCAUUUGACGACCUACGAACCGUGAACGGUUACCUAUGUGCAUCAUUCCAAGAAACAGCACUGAAAUUAGGCCUACUUGAAGAAGAUGAUUCUGUUGUACAGUGUAUGCAAGAGGCCGCUGGCAUUGAAAUGCCUGGUGCGCUGCGCCGUUUAUUUACAACGAUCUUGAUAUUCUGCAAACCUAGCAACCCUCUAGCCUUGUGGCACCAGUUCUACACACACUAUCUGAAGACUUUGGACGAAAUUUCCACGCGAACACCUAAGUGUGCACAACUAACUAUAAAACAGUUGAAAACGACUCCUUGA
Molecule: messenger RNA, 2622 nt
Organism: Beta vulgaris subsp. vulgaris (sugar beet)
Lineage: Eukaryota; Viridiplantae; Streptophyta; Magnoliopsida; Caryophyllales; Amaranthaceae
Exons: 3
Coding region: 1-2622 (873 amino acids)
Source: RefSeq, a predicted model, not a curated record